AUGUGGGGUACGACACGGCCGCGUGUGCCGUCGAUCGGACGUGCUUUCGUACGCACGUACGCGCGAGAUCCCCAUGAGGCGGUCGAAGCGGCCGCGACGGUGCGUGGCCAGCGCGCGGAGCGCGCUCGUCUGCAGAGCCUGCAGCAGGCUUCUCGCCGCGUGUCGAUCUGGACGCGCGCCUGGCGUACGUGGCGCGAGACGCCGCUUAAGUGGACACCGUUGCCGAUCCUGCUUGGUGGUGCCGUGCUCGUGGCUGUUCAGGCGCAUCGCGAGCACCUUCAGCGGCGUGAGGCCCCCGUCGUGGACGAGCAUGGCCAGCCGCUGCGGCGUAUGGGCCCGUGGACCAUGUACGUUCUUGGCGUGAUGCCGUUCAACGCCAUCAGCCGCACGUGGGGCUGGCUGAACGGGCUUACACUGCCUGUGUGGUUUCGUCCGUAUGGCUUCCAGCUGUAUGCGCGCCUGUUCGGGUGCCAUCUGGACGAGAUGAAAGAGAAAGAUUUGCGCCAGUACAAGAACCUCUCCGAGUUUUUCGUGCGUGAGCUUGAGCCGGGUGCGCGCCCCAUUUCUCCUUCUCUGCUCGUGGCGCCCGCAGAUGGCAGGGUGCUGCAUCUCGGCGCCGUGGAAGGCGACCAGGUCGAGCAGGUCAAGGGCCUCACCUACUCACUUGGCUCACUGCUGGGCUUCAAUACUGCCGCACAUGCCCGCGAUGACGCUCUGUUGGACAGCUCCCGUGCGCUGAAUGUAGCGGACGAGCGCCAUUUUGCACAGGUGAACGGGAUCGAGUACAGUCUAGAGGAGCUGUUGGGCCAGCCGCGCGACACGCUGCGCUUCCACGAGUAUCUGCUUGGGUGGGCCAAGGGUGCGUGGCGCUGGGCCAGCCACGCUGUGCGUGGCCAGCGCGCUGCGUACGAGCAUGUUCCGACGCACGAAGUGCAGCCGGCAGAGCUCGCGCGCGAACAGGCGAAUGCCGAUGCUACGGAACAGGGCGAUGCGGGUAUUCCCACAGCCGACUCGGCGGAGACGUUGGGUCACUACGCGCAGGUCGCGAUGGGCAUGGGCUCUGCGUCGCUCCCCAGUGGGAAGACACUGCGCCCGCUUGCCCCGGGCCACCGCCUCUUUUUCUGUGUCAUCUACCUGUCGCCAGGCGACUACCAUCGCUUUCACAGCCCAGCGCCUUGGGUCGUUGAACUGCGUCGCCACUUCCCCGGUGAGCUCUACUCUGUGGCCCCGUCUGUUGCUGCGAGCCUACCGAACCUAUUUGUGGUGAACGAACGUGUAGCGCUGCUCGGCCGGUGGCGCCAUGGGUUCUUCAGCAUGACUCCGAUUGGCGCGACGAACGUCGGGUCGAUCCAGAUCCACUUCGACCGCAACUUGCGCACGAACCAGCAUACGAAGCGUCAACUUACAGGGACAUUCACAGAGGCCACGUACCACGCAGCUAGCCGCCUCCUGGGCGGCCAGCCGCUCGCGCCCGGCGACGAGAUGGGCUGCUUCCGUCUCGGCAGCACCGUGGUGCUCGUAUUCGAGGCGCCCGAGUCGUUCCGCUUCCACUGCCGCGCCGGCGAGCACGUGCGCGUCGGUGAGGCCCUGGGCGAUGUGCCUUAG
Messenger RNA from Malassezia sympodialis ATCC 42132, 1605 nucleotides. RefSeq names its product phosphatidylserine decarboxylase 1 (gene PSD1). Gene Ontology annotation, molecular function: phosphatidylserine decarboxylase activity. Lineage: Eukaryota; Fungi; Basidiomycota; Malasseziomycetes; Malasseziales; Malasseziaceae. Gene Ontology annotation, cellular component: mitochondrion. The record is from RefSeq and is a predicted model, not a curated record. Gene Ontology annotation, biological process: phosphatidylethanolamine biosynthetic process.